This is a messenger RNA of Pteronotus mesoamericanus, 663 nucleotides long. RefSeq names its product EF-hand calcium binding domain 9 (gene EFCAB9). Gene Ontology annotation, molecular function: calcium ion sensor activity; calcium ion binding. Gene Ontology annotation, biological process: sperm capacitation; flagellated sperm motility. NCBI's taxonomy places the organism in Eukaryota, Metazoa, Chordata, Mammalia, Chiroptera, Mormoopidae. Gene Ontology annotation, cellular component: cytoplasm; sperm principal piece. The record is from RefSeq and is a predicted model, not a curated record. The transcript is spliced from 4 exons. The coding region runs from base 1 to 663 and encodes 220 amino acids.
AUGACGCUGAGGCACGGGUCGUUUCUGUGGUACCUCUACCUGGACAAGCUCUACUGCUUACUCUCUGUGAGGAACGUGAGGGCCUUGGUGGAGUACUUUCACCUCCUCGAUGUGCACCGCAACAACACCCUGAAUGAUGUGCUGUUCUACCACUUUCUUCAUCAUGUGACUAACUGGAACCGGAGACAGAUCAUGCGUGUGUUUGACAUGCUGGACUGGGAUGCUACGGGCGAGAUUGGUUUUGACCAGUUCUACAUGCUGGUCUGCAUACUGCUGGCAGAGCAGAACCACCUGGAAGAGCAAUUUCUCUUCCGCCACUCCCGGCCUGUGUUUGAGCUGCUCGACCUGGACGGGGAGCUGAGGAUUGGUGCCGAGAACUUCCACAUGUACAACUUCCUCUUCCACAUUAAAGAACAGGAGCUCCGAGACUUCUAUCAUGACUUGGACAUCACAGGUGACCGUCGUCUUAAUUACAAGGAAUUUAAGCUGUUUACUAUCUUCAGCAUGGACAAAUACCAAGAGAGGCAGAAAGCAGAGCUCGACAAAGAGAAGGAGAAAAAGGAAGAGGAAGAGAAGGCUCUGCUCAAGAAAAGGUCACACACAGUUCAUGUGAACCCAGAAGAUGGUCUUCUCAGAAUAUAUGAAUCUGAAAGUAGAGUAUAA